GGAAAGGGCUGUUGGGGGUAAAUGGCGGGAGGCAUAAAGGGGAGUGAGAAGGCAGCUAAUUAAAUACUGAGAAGAGUGCUGAAGGAACCCUGAAAGGAACUGAAGCGAAAGAGGGAAGCUGGGAGGGGCACUGGGCAGGAUUAAUAUCAAUGUUUAGGGAAUUUUGAGGCGGGCGUCAUCUCCUUUAGAGCUAGUAUAAUUUUAAAGAGACAAUUUCACAAAACAGUCCCGCCCCCAAGCAGGGUUAGAGCUCUAUUUCUUCAAGCACUGAGUUUGGAUGACUUUCUUGUUCAAUUCGGAAACCGUGGGCAAGUUCUUGCAGCGCCCCACGCUUAAAACAAGGAAUGGGGUUGUUGGUUGCCGACAUGCCAAGCGGGUGAGAGCUAGGGCAGACAAGCCCCAGAGAAAAGGGUGGGGACUAGAGGUAGUUUUACUCUCAUCCCUUCUGAUUGGUCUUGAUUGACCCUGACUCUUCUGUAACUCUGGCCGUAUGGAAUCUCUUCCCGAUUCAUUCUUGACUUCUUCUCGAAAGUUAAGUGAGACACUGUUUACCCAUUUCCUUAAGGUGGUACCCCAAGCCUAGGCUUUUUCCUUCAUGUUAGUUAAAAUGUAAGGAUCUGAGUAAGAAUGUCCCCAAAAGCAGGGAAGGCUCUUCUUGUAUUUUAAACUUGUCUGGGUUUUUUGAGACAGGGCUUCAUAUUUACAUAGUUCCGGCUGGCCCUGAACUCACUAUCUAACGAAGGCUGGCCUCGAACUUUCAGUGAUACUCCUGCCUUAGCCUCCUGAGUGCUGAGACUGUUGGCAUGUGCCCCCAUGCCCAUCAUCUUUUACAUUUUUUCCAAAGUCUUCAGUGUUUCCUUUCUGGAAGUUCUUUCAUUCCUGCUGGAGUUCAGAGGGUUUUGGCUUUUCAGGGAGAUUAACUGGGGGAAACACACUCCAGCGGUUGAGAAGAAAUUAAGUUGGAUCCUGCCUCAUCCCCUUAUUGUGGUAGGAUGAAUGUGGGGGUGGCACACAGUGAAGUAAACCCCAACACGCGAGUGAUGAAUAGUCGGGGCAUCUGGCUGGCCUACAUCAUCUUGGUAGGACUGCUACACGUGGUUCUACUCAGCAUCCCCUUCCUCAGCAUUCCUGUUGUCUGGACUCUGACCAAUGUAAUCCACAACUUGGCAAUGUAUGUCUUCCUACACACAGUGAAAGGAACACCCUUUGAAACCCCUGACCAAGGAAAGGCUCGGCUACUGACACACUGGGAGCAGAUGGACUACGGGCUCCAGUUUACCUCUUCCCGAAAGUUCCUCAGCAUCUCUCCUAUUAUACUCUACCUCCUGGCCAGCUUCUACACCAAGUAUGAUGCUGCCCACUUCCUCGUCAACACUGCCUCACUGUUUAGUGUACUGCUGCCCAAGUUACCCCAAUUCCAUGGAGUUCGUCUCUUUGGCAUCAACAAAUAUUGAGGGAUAGGGCUAAGGAAAACUCCAUAGGGAUGAAGAAGGCACUGGAACAAAGGACCGAAAGAAAUAUCUUUCCCUUCUCCAAACUAUCUUCUGUUUCGUGAAAGCCUGAAAACUACACCUUUCCCAAACUCAGGAAGAGAAGAGGUUGGAAAAUGAGACCCUUGGGUCCAGCCCUGCUAAGAGGAAGAUUUUUUGAGUCAGGAAAGGCAAAUGAGGUUAAAAGCCAAAAUACUCUAUAACAAGAAGCCAUAUUUGGGCAAUUUGGUGAUUAUUUCCCAUAUUUUUCACCUCUUCAAUUUUCCUGCUCUGUUUUGCUGUGUAUUUUUCUUAUAAUAAAGAUAAAGAUAAUUUUUUUUCA
Molecule: messenger RNA, 1812 nt
Organism: Heterocephalus glaber (naked mole-rat)
Lineage: Eukaryota; Metazoa; Chordata; Mammalia; Rodentia; Bathyergidae
Gene: Ormdl2
Product: ORMDL sphingolipid biosynthesis regulator 2
Cellular component (GO): endoplasmic reticulum membrane
Source: RefSeq, a predicted model, not a curated record